Molecule: messenger RNA, 859 nt
Organism: Castor canadensis (American beaver)
Lineage: Eukaryota; Metazoa; Chordata; Mammalia; Rodentia; Castoridae
Gene: Cfap410
Product: cilia and flagella associated protein 410
Biological process (GO): cytoskeleton organization
Molecular function (GO): protein binding
Source: RefSeq, a predicted model, not a curated record
GACCCGCAGCCACAGAUUCCUCAUCCUCAAGCCAAGCUAAGGGGCAGAGGGGCGACAGCCCGGCCGCUAUGAAGCUGACUCGGAAGAUGGUCCUUUCCCGGGCCAAGGCUUCGGAGCUGCACAACGUGCGGAAGCUCAACUGCUGGGGCAGUCGUCUCACAGAUAUUUCCAUAUGCCGAGAGAUGCCCAGCCUGGAGGUGAUUACGCUCAGCGUCAACAGUGUCUCAACCCUGGAGCCCGUGAGCUGCUGCCGACGCCUGAGUGAGCUAUACCUGAGGAGGAACUGCAUCCCCAACCUGGAUGAGCUCUUCUACCUGAAGGACCUGCCGCACCUCAAGGUGCUGUGGCUGGCAGAGAACCCGUGCUGUGGCACCAGCCCCCACCUGUACCGCAUGACGGUGCUGCGUAACCUGCCCCACCUGCAGAAGUUAGACAACCAAGCUGUGACUGAGGAAGAGCUGACGCGUGCACUGAUGGAGGGAGAGGAGAUCACCGCUGCCCCAGGCAGAGAGGGUGUGGGCAGCGGCUGCCCCAAGCCAUCCUACACACUGAACUCCAUCACUGCUGAGACUGGCCGGGGCCUGCUGAGUUACACUGAGGAGGAGGCAGACAGCAUCCAGGGCCAGCUCAGCCUGAAACCCUCUGCCGGGGGCCCGUCUCCUUCCUUCUCACAGUGGGACAUGCUGAGCAGUCACAAGAGUAAGGGUGCUGCUGGCUGGGCUCCAACUCAAACCCUCUCUGCCCUCAGAAUAUCUUGACAGCCAUUUUACUGCUGCUGCGGGAGCUGGACACAGAAGGACUGGAGGUUGUCCAGCAGACCGUGGCCAGCCGGCUCCAGGCACUGCACAGGCAGGAGCUG